UUGCUUACUCAAGUUGAUUAGAACAGGGUGUGCACCAGGGUGCUUCUGAACCGUCGUCACCAUUGCUGCUGAUGCCUCACCCGCCGGUACCGCCGCUCCCAACACAGAUCUACGAGCGGCCGGUGUCGGUGGCGUCCGGUGCGUCGGGAGACGUCUUCGACCUCGACUCCUUCCCGUCCGUGCCCGGCGGCGCAGCUGCUACGCGGCCGCAUAGCAUGCUGUAUCCCAACACCGCUGAGUCCGCGAGCCAGCAACAGGGGCACGGCCAGGCACGUCCACACACUAUGUAUGCCCCUGCCAGGAAACAAUAAUGCGUAACACAUUGGAUGGAUCUCUUUUCUCGUCAUUGCUCUCGUUUACAGGUGCUGGUGGUGAACCUGGAUUUUCUCUUGGUUGCUCAUCUUUUUCGCUCGUUCAUUCUAUCUACACGCGCAAUUUAGGCCUACUCAAUCUCUCAUCCUGUCUUUUAUUCUAUAUCGGCCGCUCUCCUGCUCUCAUCUCGGAAUCAUACUGCUCUCACUGUAAUACAUCUCUGCUUUAGGCUCAGCUGGAUGUGUAGUGCCUCUCAUUUCAAUGCUCCCAUUCAGACGGCUACAUGGCGGAUAAGUAGCUCGGUGGUUGUUGACAAAUCAUGAACAUGAUAAGGUCCGGUUGACUACGGUUAUAUUACGUAAAAUAAGCUCGUAUGUGACGGAGUGUGACAAGCGUGU
Messenger RNA from Phanerochaete carnosa HHB-10118-sp, 710 nucleotides. RefSeq lists its product as uncharacterized. The transcript has a single exon. Lineage: Eukaryota; Fungi; Basidiomycota; Agaricomycetes; Polyporales; Phanerochaetaceae. The coding region runs from base 72 to 311 and encodes 79 amino acids. The record is from RefSeq and is a predicted model, not a curated record.